Molecule: messenger RNA, 2655 nt
Organism: Thecamonas trahens ATCC 50062
Lineage: Eukaryota; Apusomonadida; Apusomonadidae
Exons: 1
Coding region: 1-2655 (884 amino acids)
Source: RefSeq, a predicted model, not a curated record
AUGCGGUCGGGUCCAAACUGCGUUGUGGCGCCGUCGCCACCGCCGUCACCACCGCCGUCACUCUCGCCGCCGCCGUCACCCUCGCCGCCGCCACCGUCAUCACCGCCGCCGCCACCUCCUCAGUUGCCAGAGACAAUCAUUGCAACGCCGUACGAGUUGUUUCCAAGCACCGUUCCAUUGGCCGGCGGCGUCGCAGUUGCGAUCUCGCACCCACGGCUUGGAGCCCAGACGCUGGCGCUGGCGAUCGAGACGCGUAUGGGCCCGAUUUUUGAGGCCGAGGCACAGGCGUUGGUGUGGGUGGAGCUGGUGACAUCGGCAAGUGGGCUCUUCGUCGCGCCGCCGUCAAACAGGACCGGCUACGGCGAGGUUCGCGUGCUGAACGGAACAGGCGACGUGGUGCUCGGCGGGAUUUACUACGACGGGUCUGGAUGCAGUGACAGUGGCACAGUGCUGUACAAGGGUCAGUGCCGAUCGUGCGCGUCGUUUACCGGGGCUUACUGCCCGGGUGGUCCCCGGUUCUGGCCGAAACGUGGCUACUGGUCGUUCAACGAGGCCGAGCCGCCGUCCGAGUGCUACCACCGCGACGCAUGCCCAGGAUCACUGGGCGAGAUUGCUGGGUACCCACCACUGGUGCUGGCCUCUGGCGCGCGCGACACGCAGGUCUGCGCUGAUGGAUAUCAAGGCGAGUUCUGCUCGAGCUGCGAAGCCGAUUACUUUGUUGAGUCCGGAGUGUGCACAGCGUGCGGAUCGAGCGCAAGUGUGCGGGCAGAGCUUGCAGUGGUGGCGAUUGUGGCUUGCGGCAUGUUCGUAAUUGUUAUUUUUGGCCUACUCUUUCUCUCUGCGGCGUCGCUGGUCAACGUGGUGUCUGGCGUGAUUGCCGUCCAGCAGCUGGUGCUCGUGGCUCGCAUGGGGCUGCUUCAGCUGUCGUCGUCGACGUCGGUUUCGUGGCUGGCACUCGUUCUCCGGGUGGCGUCGAUCAUCAACUUUGAGGUUGAAGUCAUCAAGCCGGGAUGCACGGUGGGUGCGAUCUCUUUCCCGGUCUUCUACGGCGGGCUUGUGGUGUUUGUAGUUGGCAUUGGGGCGCUGUUUGUGGCUGUGGUGGCCGUGCGGUCAUGGUUGCGACCGACCAAGGCGGCGUCGUCAGUCAACGCGCAGCGCGCCUUUGACCUCGCCUGGAUGCCUGGCGAAGACGAAACUAUGGAUGCUUCAACGCCGAUGCUCUCAGUAUCUGCGGGCGAGCUGACGACACCUAGCCCAGAAGUCGAUGCCGACAAUGCGGAGGCACGCAUUGCCGUGCUCGAGUCGACGGUGGUGUCCGACGCAUUGGGAGUAGAGGCGGCGAAUGCGCGGGGCAUGUUCGCGGCGCGGGCGACGCAUGCCGUGAUCAUCCUGGUGGCGAUGACGUACCUACAGGUGGCUCUGCGGACUGCUCAGGUGCUUCACUGCGGAUGGUCCGGCGACGGCAAGCUGCGGCUUGUGGUGCAGCGGAGUCUGGUGUGCUACCAAGGUCGGCACGCCGUGGCGGCCGCAUUGGGAUGGUUAGUGGGCAUCUUUGUCCUGCUUGGCUUUCCAAUCUUUGUGAUUGUCCGCGGAAUCCAGGCACAGAAGCAGCUCGUUUCUGCUAGCGUAGCUGUGGCUGUCAUGAUCCACGAGAGCAUCGGGUUUGUGAUCCGGUCACUGCGGCUGCGGUUCCUAUGGUUCCGGGCUCUGCACUUUGUGACGGUUCUUGUGUUUGUGGCCGAGACGGUGGUCAUCCACAGGCAGGACGUGCGAAUUGUGACGAUUGUGUGUAACUUUGGCGUGUCGAUGGCUCUCGUGGCGCUGCUCGAUCCGUUCCGCGACCGCAUGCACACCAUGUUUUCGGUUGUGUCGGGGAUGGCGUCGUCUGUGGUCAUGCUUGUCUUUCUGUACAGGUACAACCGGACGCUGUUUGGCCUAACCGCAGUCGUGCAGGUUGUGGCAAUGGGCGUGGUGGUCACGGCGCUCGCCUACCACAUCUACCUCAAGAAGUGGAAGCAAGCUCGUGCCAAGCGCAAGAUCGAAACAGAUGCGUCGCCCAAGUCGAGUUGGCAGACGAGCAGCGGGUCAGAGUCUGGUCACGGAUGCGAUCCACGCUCGAGCUUGGGAUCCAGCUCGAGUUCGAGCCCCGACACGGACACAUGCCCGCACCUACCGCCUCCCCAAAGCGUCUACGUCUCGACGUCGAAGAAGGCACCAUCCCCGUUGAAUGGGACCAUCGCCGAACUGCUUGAGCUGUCGGUGAGCGAGGAAGACCACCCCGAGGAGCCAAAAGCCACAGGCCGUCAUGCGCGGCCGCCGCGGCCGUCGAUGCGAAGGGGCGGAAGGAGCGAGCAGGAUCUGCGAUAUGGUGCCGAGUCCGGCAGCCCAUCGCCGCAGGGCGCUCGGCGGCGGAAUGCCCGCGUAGCAGCGCGAACCGGCACUGCCUCGCCGCGGGACCAGCACAUAUCGGAUCAGAACCAACGGGCCUCGACCAACUCUCUGCUCUCACCACAGGGCUCGGGCGAGAUCAGCAGCAGCGGAGCGUUGACAUCACCACGCAGUCGAACGGGCCGUGUCCGCCGCAGUCGACGUUCUCCUCGUGCGCGCAGCAAGAUCUCACCACAUAGAUCCAUCACUCGUGGUCGUGAUCAAUGA